CCUUAAGCGACAUGAACUUGAAGACAAUCCACCGUUUUCCCCGAACUGUUACGACAAAGGUGAGGAGCUGUGGCCUUAAGGGUCAGAUUAAAGGGCCACAAAAGGAGGGAGUGAGAGCGCUGUCACUGUGAAUCAGUGGUGGAGUGAAGGUUCUCUUUUAGAGUGCUGGAUUGAAGUCUCCACCUCUGAAGAACGGGGAGCUCCUCACCGUGAGGCGCAGAACUGAGUAAUGGAACUCACUUGGAGCAAAAACCUGGUGGUCCUGCUCCACGGUUCUUGCCAGUGAGAAGAGGUGAGACCCCACUGGACUUGGGCCACAGGAGGACAGCUGUGGGCUUGGACCACUGCAGAAAGUCUGAAAGUCUUCAGUUGCAUGUUUAUAGCACAGUUGGCAGCAUGGAGCUGAAAAACACAUCUCUACUGUCCAACACCUUAAUGAAAGUGCCUCUAGACUGAUUUUUGAAUCAUGUCAACUUUUACUUGUUUGUUCUUGGAGAUAUAUGCCGCUUUUCGAGAAAAGUGUCUGUAAAUGGAAAAAUGUAAAUGUUUAACCUUUGGGGAAAGCGAUUACAAACAUUAAGAAACAUAAAUCAUGAUAUACAUUUACAUUUCUUCAUUUAGCAGAUGCUUUUCUCCAAAGCAAGGUACAUCUCAUAUUAAACUUCCAUCCAUCCGUUGAUCAAUUUUAAAAGCUUUGUGAGGCUUGUGGUGCCACCAAACUGAGCAGGACAGACCAUUUAUCCCAUUCCACUGCAACAGUCUCUUGGGAGUCCCCAAGAAUUCCCAGGCCAGACAAGAGAUAUACUCUCUCCGGCAUGUCCUGGAUCUGUUCUAGAUUGUUCUCUGAAUGGGACGUGUCCAGUACACCACCUGCAGGAAGUGCCCAAGAGGCCAUCUCAACUGGCUCCAUCUGAGCUGGAGAAGUAGCGACCCUACUGAGCUUCUCUCUAUCCUCACCAUAAACCUCAUAAACAAAUAUUUUUAUGAAGUAUUAAUGCUCAAAUACAUUUCAGUAUAAUACUACAGCAAAAGCUGAAAAAAAAAACUUGGUUUGAAAAGUUGUUAUUAAGAUGCUUUAGCUUACCAUACAUAUACUUGCUGUUAGACAAAGUGUAUAUGAUUAACAUGGUGACUCCUGUCCCAGGAAGGUUCUCUUUCUCACGGUCCCCCAGCACACUGGAGCGGCAGCCCAGAAAGCCCCCCAGGUCGACCAUGGAGGGAGGACCUGCGCUGACGCCCAGGAAGCCCUCUGGGUCGGCCAUGGAGCCACCCAGCCAUCAAGACCUGCAUCGUGAGCUUCUGCUGAGCCAUAAGAGGGGCCUCCUCCCAGGUGAGAAGCCAGAGCUGCAGCGUGUGUUAGAGCAGCGUCGUUUAGACCAGCACCGGGAACAGGAGCAGGCCCUACGGCCACCCUCCGACCUGGAACAGGAGCUGCGCAAGCGGCAGCAGAAGAUGGAGGAGUAUGAAAAGGAAGAGAGGAAACGCAGAGAAGAGCAGGAAAAUGUUCCAGAGUUUGUACGGGUCAAGGAAAAUCUACGGCACGUUCCAGUGUCCCAGUAGUAGCUAUCCAGUGAACAUUACCCCGCAGCAAGAAUCCAUGGAACCCACAGUACCCUGUGGCCACCCAGUGAACACAUCUUUGCAGCAGAAUCCCACAGUUCCGUCAUGGGUCUGUCUUCCUCAUCAGACAUCUUCUGACAAAGGAGCAAGAACUUCCUUAGGGAUAUUACUGCCGAUGUGAAUGAGCUCAGACCUUCCAGCUCAUUUCCUAAUUAUACAUGUUGACCCUGGAGCCUCAGAGCUGUCCCUACAGCAGUACCAGCACUGGUCCCUCCACGUCUCAGUGUGUGUACAGGUGUGUGAAAACUUUGUGUGAGAGCACUUCAUGCAUUACUUGCACAGUUCAACCACUUUAGCCCUUCACUGGUUUCAAAGAAGAUGGAUGCUUUGCACUGAGCCGCUUGUUUGGACCAGGGCUUAUAUCCAGCACCCUACUGGGGAAGAUACUUAGCCAGCCAUGGCUAAAAUGCCGGGGUAUCAGAGAAAUAAGACUUACGUGUUUAUGUGGCACAGAUUAUUCUGAUUUAUAGUAAUUGAGUAACUACUUGGAUUGUGAAAAUACUGAGUUAGUUUAUCUUGCAUGCUGAAACCUUUUGUACACAAAUGUCCUAUGACAAACAACAAAGAGGCCACUGGUUUACUACACAGGACAUGCUCAGUAGAAAUGAUGACACAAAAUGAAGAUAAUAAAAUCCUAAUGUAAAAAUUAAAUGCAUGUUGUAAAUAACUGAAUGAGAUGAACAAAUAUUCAUCAAAAUAUUAUAAAGGCAAGCUGUUCCUCAGGCUUGGUUGUGUAAAAUGAUGUGAAAACAUGUUAUGUUUCUUAAAACUGCAUGUUUUUAAAAACCACACUAUUUGAUUUGUAUGAGGGCUACACCUUUUUAGCAUUCCAAAUUUUCAAUGAUCCCAGAUAAUUUUGAGCCUAUUCUUUUUGUUGAAUCUCCAUGUGAACUUAAAUUUGUGUCCUAACUAUAAAAAGGUUGCGCAUGCGGUUCUGCAUUAACAGUCUGUUUACAUAGAUGAGCUUAGUUCUGGGCGGCAGCUUUUCAGAACAAGGACUCUUGAAGUCUCCCAUACAAUGCCCAGAUUCCUCUGCUGAACGCACAGCUGGUUGUUGGGUUCACAGUGUACCCACCUCGCUUUGUACGAAGAGCUCUAAUUCAAUACUACUGCCAGUGCUUGAUGAGCAGGGAUCCAAUGUUCAGUCUGCAGAAUUUCUGAAAAAAUUUUCACAA
Molecule: messenger RNA, 2795 nt
Organism: Scleropages formosus (Asian bonytongue)
Lineage: Eukaryota; Metazoa; Chordata; Actinopteri; Osteoglossiformes; Osteoglossidae
Product: protein FAM107B
Exons: 6
Coding region: 1117-1560 (147 amino acids)
Source: RefSeq, a predicted model, not a curated record